Messenger RNA from Pseudogymnoascus destructans, 540 nucleotides. RefSeq lists its product as uncharacterized. The transcript has a single exon. The coding region runs from base 1 to 540 and encodes 179 amino acids. NCBI's taxonomy places the organism in Eukaryota, Fungi, Ascomycota, Leotiomycetes, Thelebolales, Thelebolaceae. The record is from RefSeq and is a predicted model, not a curated record.
AUGGAACCAGCUGAUGAUGAAUUUGACAAUCCCAAUUCAAACAGUGUCAAGCUCCCAGUGGAAGACUCAGUUCCGGACGAAGACUUCCUCCCAAUUAGGGAGGCCUCUCCUAAUGAUGAUCCUAGGUUGGAAAUGCAACCUCUAGCCCGCCCUGAGACGGAAACGCUGCCCCGCAACUUCACUGCACUUUCCGAAGAGUUUAUCCAGCCUCACGAUGACGGAUCAGAACCGGUUAGACACAAGCGGGCAUCAAACCCCAUUACCAACUUUGAGAUGUAUAUGGCAAUGUGGUGUGAGAAGUACUCCAUCCUAGGUGAUGCUUACACUGGACUUCUUGAGGGAUACAAACUUGUUGAAUCAAUGGAGAAUCUUAUGAAUCUUCCAAAGGACGUGAGAACACUCAAGAAAAGACUUGUUUCACAACUGCCGCUCAUUUCACAACGACACAAACUGAUAGAUGUCAACCAGGAGAAGUUACCCACGAUGUCUCCAGCAGAGAGGUCACAGGCAGCACAGAAGAGGAGAGCCAACAUGCAUUAG